UUCAUCCUGAAAAGGUGACAUAUUUUAGUCAGUUGCCGACAUUAUGAAACUUUAUCUGCCGUUGUGAAGCGGCGCUUAUUCGGCCUUUGUGGUCAUUCGCUGGACACCGUUUACGGGCGAAGUAGGAGGCUCUUUUCUCUGGGAAAAGAAGCUAGUCUUAGCUCGGUAACCUUAGCGCCCGAGUCACCAGCGUAUCUUGCCUCCGUGAAGAGCAGAGGCAGACUGGAGAUAUGUGAUUGCGGGCUAGCUGGCUGGUUAGCUCAUCUGAUGUUGGCGGAUAUCGGAUAAGUUAUAACGGUAUUUAACAGGAGGUAUAUGUGCUUGUGUCACAUCAUUAAAAGUACUGAGGAACUGAGACAACCAACCAGACGUCACCACCAUGUUGGAGGAGGACAUGGAAGUGGCCAUCAAGGUGGUCGUAGUGGGCAACGGAGCAGUUGGCAAGUCCAGUAUGAUCCAACGCUAUUGCAAGGGCAUCUUCACUAAAGACUACAAGAAGACCAUUGGAGUGGACUUUCUUGAAAGGCAGAUAUUUGUCAAUGACGAAGAGGUCAGACUCAUGCUGUGGGACACCGCUGGGCAGGAGGAGUUUGACGCUAUUACUAAGGCCUACUAUCGUGGUGCUCAAGCAUGUGUGCUAGUCUUCUCUACCACAGACAGGGAGUCUUUUCAGGCUAUCGACAGCUGGAGGGAGAAGGUUGAAGCGGAGGUUGGAGAUAUUCCCACAGUCCUAGUGCAGAACAAAAUUGACCUCCUGGAAGAGACUCUUAUUAAAAAUGAAGAGGCAGAAUCUUUGGCUAAAAGGCUUAAGCUGAGAUUUUAUCGAGCUUCGGUGAAGGAGGACCUUAACGUCAACGAGGUUUUUAAGUACUUGGCUGAGAAGUAUCUGCAGCGACUCAAACAGCAAACAGCAGAGGAGACGGAGGUGGUCCACACAACAAGCAAUAAAAUAGGUGUUUUUAAUACCACAAGUAGUAAUGUCUGCAACCAGAGCUCCAGCAAUGGCAGAGAAGUCAUCACCCUGCGACCUAACAAACAAAGGACCAAGAAGAGUAAAAAUCCCUUCGGAAGCUGCAGCCUACUCUAGAUAAAAUCAUUUCAUUUUAGCGACUGACUAUUGUUCUUAACACUAGAUGGUUGUUGUAUUCUAUGGAGGUAGCCACAUUUAGAGACCAAAGCCCAUAAAGACUGGGUAAUACUAGUCUAUACUACUUUGAUAACCUGAUGUUUAAUCUGUAUAUCCUCUGUUGUUACCCAACAUUGAUGGUUAAAUUUCCUUUGAUUCAGCCUUGAAUCUCCAUCAGUGUUCCGUGCAAAAUACCUGUCAACACAUCUGGGACCUCCUUGUGGUUGCCUUAAGUAACACUAACAACUCCAGUAUGUCAUGGAUUUAAUGCCCCCCCCCCCCCCCACAAAAAAAAAAAAAAAACAGUGAUAUUGUCCCUUCAUGGCUGAAUAAUUGUUUCAAUAGGACUUGACACACAGUCCUUUCAACAAAAUAUUUAACAGCAAAGUUUGCACUCUUGCUCUUUGAAAACAUUUGCUUGUGUACGCGAUUUUUACCGUUCACCCGUUCCUGUGUGCUUUACAUUUCAACUGUGCAAUAUGUUUGUAUGUAUUGUAAAAGAUACACAGAUUAUUUUGUACCAUAUUUUUCUAACUUUCGACAGAAUAUGGUUCAAACUACACUGUUUAUCGUGGACAAAACACUAUUGAAUUCCGAGUGAAUUCUCUGUGCAGAAGUAUUUUUGUACAACUCACUAAAGUGUUGAGUGAUAUUUUCACAGAAGUGUUAACACCUUAAUGUUGACAUAGUGCCAAAUUUAUUCUUUUUGAGCUGUAGUGAAAUACUAACACUGCAGUGAUUUGGAUGUAACAUGAAAAUAAUAGAAUGUGCCCUUAUGUAUAACCAAAAUCAGUAACCAUUGGCACAAACUAGUCUUCUAUAUGUCACUCACUUACAGAUUUGUUAACUAAAUUCUUGGACUCUGGUGUAAAACAUGAGUUCAGAUAAUGAUACUCUAUUCUUUGAGUCAUAGUACCUCACAAUCAGCGAUAGGCCUGUGUUUUGAUUGUUGUUAUUUACAUUUUACAUAGCUACCUGUGUUUUUCUUUAACUUUGGUACAAAUGAGUUUCAGAUUUCACUAUAUUUGUAACCUACUAAAUACUAAACAUUGUACAAAAUUUAGGGUUUUACCUUAUUUUAGUUUUGCUCCCAUAACAACUUAUCAAUUUUUGUUUUUGUAAGUAUCAUCCUGCUCCUUUUUUGACCAAGAAAAAAUAAUGAUAUGGAGUCUUGAGCAGGAUGUAAACCCUUAGUCUCUGAAGGUGUGCUGUGAAAAGCCGAUCAUCAGUCAGGAGUGGAUGUUUGCUGUUGUUUGCCUGUAUAUGCAAGAAAAUUCAGUUUGUUGUAAUAACAUGAGGGUACUCCAAAAGAGAUCUAAACUGAUGCUUGUUCUUCGAUACAGCUGGCUGUGUGCUGUAUGUUAAUGUCUCGUCUGCAUCAAGCUUUUGUAACAUGUAGAUUCCAAAACUGAAUGAAAUGAUGGUCUACCAAGCACAAAGAAAUCCAUGGUGAUGUGGGAAAGUCUUAUAUUAAAUCUCCUAUUUAGAAUUAUUAUUAAAAAACUUCCUCAUUAAUAAUCACAGUUCUAAAUAUUUUACAUGGAAAUAGAUUACAGAAAACAUUUGGGAAUACAUGUGCAUGCAUGUUUUUGUCUUUUAAAAACAUUUUGUAAGGGAUUUUCAGAUAUGCGGUAGCUGCUUUUCCCCAAUUCAAAUGAACUUUAUGAAGAGAAGGAGAAAGUUGUUCUCUGAAUUAAAUGGCAACUACCAUGUUUUCACCUCAUAAUCUGUUGUGAAAAUUGUAACAGGUGCUUUUUUUCAGUUGUCCCAUUGGUACUAAGAUUGUUUUAUAUUUUUCAUUUGGUCUUAAGUAGACAGUCCUGUAUCAAAAGAAAAAAAAAGGAAAUGUGGUAUAACUGUUGCAUGCAAGCUUCUUUUUUUUUUCUUUUUCCACAUCAGUGAAUGUUUAACCAUGGUUGCAAAGCCACAAUGCCUUGUCCAUGUUUACAUUCUCCUCCAUUGACCACCAGUAAGCAUUUUAUUGCCUUUUUCUGUCUGUUUGAAAUUGCCUGUACCGUAACUUUGUAAAUAAUUAUUUCUUGAACUUUCUCUUAUUUGUAACAUUGUGUUUACUUUCGCCUUUUUUUCUUGCUUUUUGACUGAAUGGAUUUAGCGCACUUUAUCAGUAAGAUGGCAUAUAAUCUUAAAGAACCAUAAGUUAAAACUGACCAUACUUAUGUGCUGUCACUCAGGUGUUGUAAUAAUCUUUGUGUCUUAUUGUCUUUCUACUUUUUCACACGAUUCCAUAAAGUAGUUUCACACAUUCAUUAAAAACAACAACAAUGUAUGCUUUCAGCCUUUGACAAAAACAACAGUCAUUGUUGGAUUUUUGUUUUAACAGUUACAACGAAUCAUGACUUGAAGUGUGUCACACAGCUGUGCUCCUGAUAUGUAAGUUUGGGAGAAA
Messenger RNA from Scomber scombrus (Atlantic mackerel), 3533 nucleotides. It is a transcript of the gene rab23, whose product is annotated as RAB23, member RAS oncogene family. Gene Ontology annotation, molecular function: GTPase activity; GTP binding. The transcript has 7 exons. Bases 380 to 1087 code for a protein of 235 amino acids. The record is from RefSeq and is a predicted model, not a curated record. Lineage: Eukaryota; Metazoa; Chordata; Actinopteri; Scombriformes; Scombridae.